This is a messenger RNA of Capsella rubella, 1111 nucleotides long. Its product is annotated as histone chaperone ASF1B. Gene Ontology annotation, biological process: DNA replication-dependent chromatin assembly. Lineage: Eukaryota; Viridiplantae; Streptophyta; Magnoliopsida; Brassicales; Brassicaceae. Gene Ontology annotation, molecular function: histone binding. The record is from RefSeq and is a predicted model, not a curated record. Gene Ontology annotation, cellular component: nucleus.
UUCUUCUCACUCCGGCGAUUUCACUUUGCCUUUUCAGGGAAAAAUCGAAAACCCUAAUUACCAAAGAUUCACUCGUCUUUGUCAUCUUCUAAAGCAAAUCCUCAUCUGGGUCUCUCCAGAUUUCGAUGAAACUUCAAAAAACUUAGGAUUUUUAAACUCAAAUUUGAAUCCCCUGAGUUUUGGUUUGCCAAUUCCGUAAUGAGCUCAAUCAAUAUCACUAACGUCACCGUCUUGGACAAUCCAGCGUCUUUUGUUAACCCAUUCCAGUUCGAGGUCUCUUACGAGUGCUUGACUUCUCUUAAAGACGAUCUAGAGUGGAAGCUUAUCUAUGUAGGGUCUGCUGAAGACGAAACCUAUGAUCUUUUGGAAAGUGUUCUUGUUGGGCCUGUUAACGUUGGGAACUACAGAUUUGUGUUGCAGGCUGACUCUCCAGAUCCAUUAAAGAUCCGCGAGGAAGAUAUUAUUGGUGUGACUGUGCUAUUGUUGACUUGCUCUUACAUGGAUCAAGAGUUUAUAAGAGUUGGUUAUUAUGUGAACAAUGACUAUGAUGAUGAACAACUCAGGGAAGAGCCUCCAACCAAGGUUUUGAUUAAUAAGAUCCAAAGGAACAUACUCACAGACAAACCUAGAGUUACUAAGUUCCCUAUCAACUUUCAUCCUGAGGAUGAACAGACUGGUGGUGAUGGGCCUGCUCCUGCUGAAUCAUUUGAUCAUUCUGAUGUAAAUGGAGAAGCUCAAGUGUUUCUUGCGCAGCCACAACAGCUCCAGGAGACAUGAUUCUAGUUUGACUUACGCCUAACUGGAAACUGGAUUAGAACUAUCAUCUCACUACUAAUUGAAAGAUCAUGCAUUUGUAUUUUUGUUUCUUUCAUCUAGAACUUGCAAUUGUGUUUUUGUUUGUAGAAAUUUAAGUUCAUUUUUGCAACAUCUCUACAAUGUGUUCAGAGUUUGUAGUGUCCAGUCUUCUUGUUAUGCUAGUCUAAAGUUAAUUGCUUUCUUCUUCAAUAGAUCAUACUCCUAUAAUCCAUGAAGUGUAGAUUCUCCUCAUCUAUUACAAUACUGUUACAGGAGCUGAAGCAAUCACGUGAUGGAAUUCAUCGACGCUCUUCUU